AUGGUAUUCAACACCUCCAAGAAGAAAGGUAUAUACACCAUGCAGCCUGGACCGGUUAGUGAUGAGGUCCUAUAUGACCAGCCUCGACACCGUUCACAUGUUAUAUCCUUUAUAGAGAGAGGCUCAGAUAUUAUUAUGGUUGAUCAUAGCCUCGGCCAUAGCCGUUGGCAUCUAGAGGAUGAGCGCAUAAUAGCAGCUGUAGGACAGGCCGACUUCUUGACUUGUUCAAAUCUUCGUUGGAUGAGGCUCGAUUGGCCCUUACUAACCGCUUUGAUAGAUAGGUGGAGGCCGGAGACCAAUGCUUUCCACUUCCGAAUGGGAGAGUCUACCAUUACGCUACAGGAUGUAGCUGGUCUCCGCAUAGAUGGUCCUUGCGUUACUGGCAGUGAUAGACAUUUUUGGCCGGACAAGUGUGAGGAGUUGUUAGGUGUAGCUCUAGAGUCAAUGCCUGGAGGAAAUAUUAAAUUGAAGUGGCUAAAAGAGACCUUCUCGGCACCGUUGCCUUUUGAUGCGCCACCAAUAUUGAUUGAGCAACAUGCACGUGCAUACAUUAUGCACAUGAUCAGUUCAAUAUUAUUUCCAGAUUCGAGUAAAGAUAAAGUGCAUGCCAGGUGGUUACCACUUAUCGGGCAUUUGGACACGUGUGGUGCGUUAUCUUGUGGUAGUGCAGUUUUGGCGUACCUAUAUAGAGAGAUGUCCAAAGUUGCAUUCAUGAAAAAUAGUGACUUUAAAGGGUGUCUCAGCUUACUGCAAGUAUGGGCAUGA
This is a messenger RNA of Asparagus officinalis (garden asparagus), 765 nucleotides long. Its product is annotated as protein MAIN-LIKE 2-like. The transcript is spliced from 4 exons. The record is from RefSeq and is a predicted model, not a curated record. Bases 1 to 765 code for a protein of 254 amino acids. Gene Ontology annotation, biological process: meristem development; meristem maintenance. NCBI's taxonomy places the organism in Eukaryota, Viridiplantae, Streptophyta, Magnoliopsida, Asparagales, Asparagaceae.